UAUCCAGAUCACGUGAAUAUAUGGAGGCGGUGACAGACUAGAAGCAAACAAGGAAGGAAACAGAGUAAUGGGAUUGUAAAUUAGCAAUAAUUAUUUUUUUUUGUAAACUAGAACAUGUGUUUGUACACUAAUGGAUUUAUGUUGGAAUAUGUGCUCCCAUCAACAGUGUACAAGCUGUUUUAGUUAAGUGUAAGGGCCACCGAAUGAUUUUAGUGAGAAACGGCAAGCGAUCCCGGGUAUCUGAAAAUGUGAGUUCGGAGAAAGUGUAUGCUAACACAGACUGUAGAAAGGAUCUAGUCUGAAGCCCCAACGAUUCGACAGUGGGACGCCCUUCUUGCGUCUGAGGAGACCCGCACGUAGUAGUAACUAUGCAUGACGCGUUUGAAUCGGUCCUUAUUCUGGAAAAGCUACCCCUGCAGAUCGACUGCGUGGCAGCUUGGGAUGAAUGGAUUCUCAUUGGCACAAAACCUGGACACCUGCUUCUUUACCGAAUCAAAAAGGAAAUAGAAAGUAACCAGUUUGAGGUGACUUUAGAAAAGUCUCUUAAAAGUUUUUCACGAAAAAUCCAGCAGAUUUAUGUGGCAGCACAGUACAAGAUCCUGAUCAGCUUACUAGAAAACACUAUUAAUGUCCAUGACUUGUUGACGUUUCAGCAGAUUACAAGUCUAUCAAAAGCUAAAGGGGCCAGUCUGUUUGCAUGCGACCUGAAGUACUCUGGCACAGGGGAAGAUGUCUUACGGAUGUGCGUUGCUGUUAAAAAGAGGCUUCAGUUGUACUACUGGAAAGACCGGGACUUUCAUGAAUUACAAGGAGACUUAAGUGUUCCAGAUGUACCCAAGUCAAUGGCCUGGUGUGAGAACUCUAUCUGUGUGGGUUUCAAGAGGGACUAUUAUCUCAUAAGGGUAGAUGGAAAGGGGUCAAUCAAAGAACUCUUUCCAACAGGAAAACAGUUGGAACCAUUGGUUGCGCCACUGGCAGACAGGAAGGUGGCAGUUGGGCAAGAUGACCUCACUGUGGUUUUAAAUGAAGACGGUGUCUGCACUCAGAAAUGUGCCUUGAACUGGACUGAUAUUCCCACAGCCAUGGAUCACCAGCCACCAUACAUCAUAGCAGUGUUGCCAAGAUAUGUUGAGAUUCGGACCUUUGAACCCCGGUUGCUGGUGCAGAGCAUUGAACUGCAAAGACCUCGAUUCAUCACAUCUGGAGGGCCUAACAUUGUUUACGUGGCCAGUAACCAUUUUGUUUGGCGCUUAGUUCCUGUAUCAAUCUCAACACAGAUCAAGCAGCUUCUUCAUGAUAAACAGUUUGAGCUUGCUUUGCAACUGGCGAAAAUGAAGGAUGAUUCAGAUGGAGACAAGGCACAGCAGAUUCAGCAUAUUCAGAACCUAUAUGCUUUCAAUCUGUUCUGUCAGAAACGUUUUGAUGACUCCAUGCAGGUGUUUGCAAAACUUGGCACAGACCCUUCCCACGUGAUUGGUAUGUACCCUGAUUUGUUGCCGUCUGACUACAGGAAACAGAUCCAGUAUCCAAACCCUGUGCCAGAACUAUCUGGAGCAGAACUGGAGAGAGCCCUCCUUGCACUUAUUGACUAUCUGACACAGAAACGAAGCCACUUGGUGAAACAUCUGCAUGAUACAGAGACUGCUACCAUGUUCAUCACCUCCCCUUUGGUGGAGGGCACUCCUACAAUCAAGUCAAAGAAGAAGCUGUUACAGAUUAUUGACACUACACUGCUGAAGUGUUACCUCCAUACCAAUGUGGCACUUGUAGCCCCACUUCUGCGCUUGGAGAAUAACCAUUGUCAUGUUGAGGAGAGUGAACACGUUCUGAAGAAGGCACAGAAGUAUAGUGAAUUGAUUAUUCUGUAUGAAAAGAAAGGGCUGCAUAAAAAGGCUCUGCAGGUGUUGAUGGACCAGUCAAAGAAGGCUAAUUCACCACUCAAGGGACAUGAAAGAACAGUGCAAUAUUUGCAGCGCUUAGGGAAGGAACACUUGGGUUACAUAUUUGAGUAUGCACCCUGGGUCCUACGAACCUGCCCUGAAGAUGGACUGAAGAUUUUUAUAGACGAUCUCCUAGAGGUGGAAACGUUACCCCGUGAUCAAGUCCUGAAGUUCCUGUUGAAUGAUUUCAAGGAGCAGGCUAUUCCUUACCUGGAACAUGUGAUCAACAUAUGGGAAGACAAUGAACCUCAGUUUCACAACUGUCUAAUUCACCUAUACCGUGAGAAGGUGCAGGAUUUAAUGACAAAGUACCUUAACAAUCUUGCUGAAGAUGCUGUUCCAGUUCCAGCAGGACAAGAAGGUGGCAAAUUGGGCAAGUACAGGACAAAAUUGUUAGAAUUUCUAGAAAAAUCUGUGUACUAUCAGCCAGAAACUCUCAUCAGUGACUUCCCCUUUGAUGGUCUUUUGGAGGAGCGUGCUCUUCUACUGGGACGAAUGGGGAAACAUGAACAGGCGCUCUUCAUUUAUGUCCACAUCUUAAAUAACAUCAAAAUGGCAGAAGCGUAUUGCCAGAAGCACUACGACAGAUUCAAAGAUGGCAACAAAGAUGUUUACUUAUCCCUUUUACGGAUGUACCUUUCCCCACCUGAUGCACACUGUUUAGGACCAAUUAAGAUGGAGACAUCAAAUCCCAAGCCCAAUCUCCAGGCAGCACUGCAAGUUUUGGAACUUAAUUACAACAAACUGGAUACAACUAAAGCCAUUGACCUUCUUCCAGCCAACACUCAGAUAAAGCAGAUUCGCACUUUUUUGGAGAAAGUGUUGGAAGAAAAUGCCCAAAAGAAAAGGUUUAACCAGGUUCUGAAAAGCCUUCUUCAUGUGGAAUUCCUGCGGUGCCAAGAACAGAGGAUUUUCCAUCACCAAGUCAAAUGUGUAAUAACAGAAGAGAAGACCUGCCGGGUUUGUAAAAAGAAGAUUGGAAACAGCGCUUUUGCCCGCUAUCCUAAUGGUGUUGUGGUACAUUAUUAUUGCUGCAAAGACCGCAGUGUAUGUCCGACUGAGAGCUGAGUGGCCAUGAAAUAUCCUGAAAGAAGUGGAACCUAUCAAGAACAAAAUAGUUGCAAGAAGCUGCUGGUUUGCCACUACACAGAAAAUGAGAAAUGCUUAAAACUUCACCAGUCUCUGGAGUGGAUAAUCUGUUUAUGCACUUUACAAGUCUUCGAAGGGGCACCUUAGAGUUAAUAGUUUAAAAGGAUGGUAUGGGUGCCAUGGGGUGGGAUCCUUUCUGAGGAGCAACGAAUUCAUAAGUCCUUUUCUGUGAAGUGUGUUGUAUGGUACUGCCAGUAAUCUAAAACUGCAUUAUCUAUUAAGACUAACUACUGAGUCACCUGAUAAAACCGUCAUUUAAACAGAUGGCUACAAUUCCAGUAGUAUUCCGUUUGU
Messenger RNA from Protopterus annectens (West African lungfish), 3383 nucleotides. It is a transcript of the gene VPS39, whose product is annotated as VPS39 subunit of HOPS complex. Gene Ontology annotation, biological process: vesicle-mediated transport; autophagy; intracellular protein transport. Gene Ontology annotation, molecular function: protein binding. Lineage: Eukaryota; Metazoa; Chordata; Ceratodontiformes; Protopteridae. The record is from RefSeq and is a predicted model, not a curated record. Gene Ontology annotation, cellular component: cytoplasm; membrane. Bases 369 to 3008 code for a protein of 879 amino acids. The transcript has 25 exons.